Molecule: messenger RNA, 1095 nt
Organism: Penicillium antarcticum
Lineage: Eukaryota; Fungi; Ascomycota; Eurotiomycetes; Eurotiales; Aspergillaceae
Gene: sonA
Product: putative nuclear pore complex protein (SonA)
Exons: 2
Coding region: 1-1095 (364 amino acids)
Biological process (GO): transcription-dependent tethering of RNA polymerase II gene DNA at nuclear periphery; RNA export from nucleus
Cellular component (GO): nuclear pore
Molecular function (GO): RNA binding; ubiquitin binding
Source: RefSeq, a predicted model, not a curated record
AUGUCACUUUUCAGUGUCGGCGGCAGCACCACGGCCGCGGCGGGCGCAACAAACACCACGGGUGAUAUCUCCAAGGAUGUCGCUUUGAACCAGCCCCCCGAGGAUGGCAUCUCGGAUCUCCGUUUCUCGCCUGCUAGCGACCACCUUGCCGUGGCUUCGUGGGAUAAGAAAGUCCGCAUUUAUGAAAUCAACGACCAAGGUCAGAGUGAAGGGAAGGCGCUUUUCGAGCACGAAGCUCCGGUUCUGAACUGUUGCUGGUCUCCGGAUGGAACCAAGGUCGUCGGGGCCGGUGCCGACAAGGCUGCCCGUAUGCUCGACCUCGGAGCAGGCCAGACGACAGCUGUUCAAGUUGCCGCACACGACGCGCCCAUCCGAAGCUGCCACAUGAUCCCCAAUCCCUCUGUCGGCGGCCAACCACUCUUGAUCACCGGUUCGUGGGACAAGACCGUCAAAUACUGGGAUCUGCGUCAAUCUACACCAAUCGCCUCGGUCGAGUGCCAGGAGCGCAUCUACACCAUGGAUGUCAAGAACAAGCUGCUGGUUGUCGGUACCGCAGACCGCUAUAUUAACAUUAUCAACCUCGACCAGCCUACCAAAUUCUACAAGACCAUGCAAUCCCCCCUGAAGUGGCAGACGCGGGUAGUCAGCUGCUUCGCCGAUGCUUCCGGUUUCGCUGUCGGCUCUGUCGAGGGUCGUUGCGCCAUCCAGUACGUCGAAGAGAAGGACUCGGCCUCGAACUUCUCUUUCAAGUGCCACCGUGAGACUCCUCCCACCCAGCGUGACAUCUGCAACAUCUACUCCGUCAACUCUAUCACGUUCCACCCCGUCCACGGCACCUUCAGCACCGCAGGUUCCGACGGUACUUUCCACUUCUGGGAUAAGGACGCCAAGCACCGUCUCAAGGGUUACCCAGCUGUUGGUGGUCCUAUCACUACUACCGGCUUCAACCGCACUGGAAACAUCUUCGCUUACUCCGUCAGCUACGACUGGAGCAAGGGUUACUCCGCCAACACCCAGCAGACUACCAACAAGGUCAUGCUGCACCCUAUCGGACCUGAUGAAACUAAGCCGCGACCAAACACGCGGAAGCGUUGA